AUGAGCUUGGCUAACAACAAGAAACACUCUGGACAACAACGACAGCCGUUGGCGCCGGCAGCAGCGGUCGGAAAACCAUGGAAAUCGAAAGAGGAUGGCAGCUUCGCCAUGGAAUUUCGUACGGAUGACCGUGACAGAAACAAACAGAAAACAGCCAACGACUUUGUUGAUAUCCCUCUGAACAAGAAAACCACUCCACGGAAGCAGGCGCUUCAGCACCCACCAACGCCGGGGACUACAACUACCAAAUCCCACUUUGCGGGGAACCAAUUCUUCCUUCUGAUGGACCAAGAUGAUAAAUGGCUUCAACAAAACAAUGACCGCGAUGAACGACAAGAUGAUACGUCCAUUGCUACACUUGCUACCAAUGGAACCGACUCUAUCGAUGCCUCCGCUGCCAACAACACCCCACUCAGGAUCAAUGGAAGGAGCAACGAAUCUGUUCCAUCACUUAUUCGCUCCAAACGCACCCGUCGAACUAAACCACCAACAAAAAUUGACCCGAUACCCCUCCCCUUGCCCCCGGUUCUUGUCAUGACUGUCACGACACCGGUUGUGUGGGAGACAACGCGAUGCAGUGGUCACAAACCCAGGAAAAACAGAUCAAUCAAUCAACAACACAAACAAAAACGAAACCAACAACAAAAUAAAAUUGUGAAGGCAAUCGAUCCAAUGUCCAAUGACGAUGCAUCAUGGCCGCCACUGGAAAGCUGCAAUCCUACACCGACACAACAAAGCAAAUGA
Seminavis robusta is the source of this 744-nucleotide messenger RNA. NCBI's taxonomy places the organism in Eukaryota, Bacillariophyta, Bacillariophyceae, Naviculales, Naviculaceae. The record is from the annotation of a GenBank genome assembly.